GAAUCUGGAUCUGGCUGGCCAAGGUCGUAGCCAUCCACCACCCGAGUCGUGCUUGUUUGCUGGGGAUCCCGCGCAGACUGGCCGUCCCGUCCUAGGGCUCCAUGUACGAGGGUAUGUGGACAUGUCGUGGCAUAACGUACAGUAACAAAGAAGAGAAGAUUCAUGGUUCAUGAGAAUCAACUUCUCCGGAAUCCUACAUCUCCACACACUCACUCGCUCACUUACUCACCACACACACACACACACACACACACACACACACACACACACACACACACAUAGACACUCGCACACGCACACAACCCCCCGUACUCCUAAAGUACAAAGUGCUAAUCUUUCCAGACAGAUUGUCAACCGUGUUCUACUCUCCUGUCGUUACCUGCGAGUGGAAACUCCUUGGCGACACGGGACUUCUAUCCCCCCCCCCCACGACUCGUCGUCGUCGUCGCUUGAACUUCCUGGCGACAGUAAACUGAAAAGGAUUUGCAUUGAAGUAUUUACUUCUCGACGCCCUCAUUGGGGGCCGUCCAAACAACCCCAGUCGCCAAAAACACAAAAACACUCGCUCACUUUUAACUGUCUCUACUUUCGUAUCCCCCACCCCCUUUCCCCGUGCACCAACACAACACCGUCACCUCGCACUCGGCUUGACCAGGUGAAAUCACUUGUCAUUGGCCGAACGCAUCUCUGUGCGAACCAGUCGUCGGUACUGCUGCUGCACCUGUCUUGGGACCUCGCGCCACGAACCAAGCUACAACCCUGGAGGGGGGAACAUUUUCCCCUCGCCAUUCACCCGCAUCGCAUUGGAUGGGCUCUUUCUUUUACCUCUUUUUUAUCCAUUUAUUAUUAUUGUUUAUUUUUUUCUUUCGUCCGUUUUGUUUUAUCCCCUGACGGAAACCGUCAAUUCUACCGAGGCACCCCUGUAAUCUGUACCUCACAGAAGAGAUUCCUGGCUAGAAGGGUCGAAAGGGAUCCAUCCUUGGGUGGCCAUUGGAUUCAGCUUCUGUCGACCUGCUCUACUCUACUCUUGCUACGUUCGAGCCAUAACUCGUCGGGAAUCGCACUCGCCAGAGGAAAGGAACAAAAGACCAGUGCCUCCUUUCCCCCCAUUGGACCCGUUGUCCAUACAACCCCUCCAGAUUCAGAAAAGUUCGGUCACUGGUUAAGCAAAGAAUUGGGGCCACCAGUGAAUAUACCCCGGGGUGCCCAUCAUGGGUGACUACUACCACCACUUCCUGGCCUCCAUGUCGGGCGCUGGCCAGAACCCGAGCAAGAUCCCACCAGAGGCAUAUCCGUCGCCAUUUUCUGUCGUGCAGUCGUCGUCGUCAUCCAUAGCAGGCCCGGCAACAUCUUCUUCUUACCAGGCACCUGGCUUUCUUGCUGGCAUCCACGAGCCGCUGAUUUUCAAUCCGUCGAAAUCUCACAAAGUACGACGGAAAUCCGCCCCGGGCAUUGAUCAUGUCAAGCAUAGGCGUACUCGAUCUGGGUGCUUCAUGUGUCGGAGCAGGAGAGUCAAGUGUGACGAGACCCGUCCAAUCUGCGAAAGUAGGCUACCUC
Molecule: messenger RNA, 1557 nt
Organism: Sodiomyces alkalinus F11
Lineage: Eukaryota; Fungi; Ascomycota; Sordariomycetes; Glomerellales; Plectosphaerellaceae
Exons: 2
Coding region: 170-1219 (349 amino acids)
Source: RefSeq, a predicted model, not a curated record